This is a messenger RNA of Ruditapes philippinarum (Manila clam), 1852 nucleotides long. RefSeq lists its product as uncharacterized. The transcript has 12 exons. Lineage: Eukaryota; Metazoa; Mollusca; Bivalvia; Venerida; Veneridae. The coding region runs from base 357 to 1550 and encodes 397 amino acids. The record is from RefSeq and is a predicted model, not a curated record.
UAAGACAGGAAUUAGCGGCAAUGCAUGCGCAGCAGUUCCAUGCUCGUUUCUUCUUGUAUCUAGAUCGUACGUUGAUCAGACACAAGGCAUUUACACCUACAACAACGACUCAGAGUUCACUAGCCGGUUGCCAUUGUACGAAGAUUCAUACAGCUUGUGGCAGAAAAAGUUGUGUCGGAUUGUAGUGGAUCAUUCGAGGGAUACUGUAACAAUAAGCUUGCAACUUUUCUGCAGUUACUGAAAGCAGAACUGAAAUCAGAAUUCCACACGCCGCAUCUAUUUAUCCAAGCAAAUUGCUCGACAAAAGAGAAUCACGAAUCUAAAGUAGUGGAGAAAAGAAAGAAGAUCAGGUAAAAAUGGAAAAUUUAUCUGAAAAUUCCUCGCCGAGUACAGCAAGGGAUUCGAGGGAAGUGAGUAUAGCUUCUGUUCAGGUCGAAGGUGCCUUACACAAGAAUGCAUUACUUGCAAUCAUGUAUUCAUUGAAUGCUAUAUCAGUUUACCUUGAACUGGCCAGUCUUACUUUGUUUGAAAGGAAUUCCUCAUUAAGGGAUAUGGAAGUACAAACACAUGCUGAUGAAGUAUUUAAGAUAAUUGAAGGCACAACAGCUAGAAUGACUCUUUUUUUACUUCAAGCAUCGGAACAUUUUGUGAGACCAAGAAAAAAGGAUGAUCGAAACACAGAAAUAAAGGAACGUGAGGACAUUUUUGAUAUUGAUAUCACUCAAAUCACUCAACAGACAAAAACAGUUAUAGAAGAAAAGAUGACUGAUUUAAAGAAAACACUUCAGAAUCUGGAGUUUAAAUCAUCAACGAAGCAGAUGAAGAAUCAAACAAAAGACGAUCUUUUGAAUGAAUUAGUACAGCUCUGUAAGGACGAAGAACGUGCAUUGCAAGAAUGGCAACGCUAUUUUAAAGACAGUGUUUCUUUGUCUAAAGAAAAGACAAAGCAAAGUGAAGAAGCUGAAGAUGUGGAUAUAAAAGAGAUUUGGGACAGGUUGACAAAAAUACUCGGACCAGGCCCUGCAUUACUGGUUGAAAGAACUGACAUGAAUGAAGAAAUGGAAGUUCUACACAAAUCAUUCAUAAUUGUUUCCGAUCCGCUUUUUGAGCGUGACUCAAAUAUUGUGGGAGACCUCAAGCUGUUCUUGUUAGAGUUAACAUCACAUCCUGAAACACUGAGUGAGAAUCAUAAUAAACAAGGUGAGCAGAUAAGUUUGAGGUGUAUUCAACGGAUUGAGGCUCAUUUGGAGUGCGUGGUUGUCCAAAUUAAACGGAUACAAACAUCUCUUAGAUGUUUGGAAACAGGAUUCAAAUACAUUGGGAAUAGUACCCAUUUCCUAAAAUCCUUGGAUAAUGUAACUCUUAAAAACGAAUGGGUCAAGGUUCAAGAUCUAAUAAAGCAUUGCCAAAUUGUUAAUCAAAAGUUGCAACGCGAACCGAGACUCUACGAAAAUCAGACAGAUGGUGAGAGAGAGGAAAGAUUAAAGUCCAUAUUAAAGGAAUUUGGAAUCGAUACAUUAGAAAAAGGACCAAAUCAAGACACAAGUUAGAAUUUAGUUCUGAUAAGUUUCUUGUAGCAAACUUGAACGCGAUUUAGGUUGCAAAAUCCUGCUUUAUAUAAAGCUAAAAUGAAUAUGAAAACAAAUAAAGACAGGGAUAUAAAUUUGCAUACUUACAUGUUUUGUGUAUUCAAAAACUUUCCAAUGUUAACACUUCUUGCAUUUUAAGCAAUUAGGAAUUUUCUGUUAUACAAUGAUAAGCUAAGCUACUUGUAGCUUUGAUACAAUAAAGAUUGAACCAUCUGAAUAUGUUUGCAUUGCUUUUGAUGAAUUGAAUAAAUGGAUAAAAUAUU